Messenger RNA from Mangifera indica (mango), 1115 nucleotides. RefSeq names its product expansin-like A1. The record is from RefSeq and is a predicted model, not a curated record. The coding region runs from base 121 to 921 and encodes 266 amino acids. Gene Ontology annotation, biological process: sexual reproduction. Gene Ontology annotation, cellular component: extracellular region; plasmodesma; plant-type cell wall. The transcript has 6 exons. Lineage: Eukaryota; Viridiplantae; Streptophyta; Magnoliopsida; Sapindales; Anacardiaceae.
AGCAAAUCUAUUAAAUUUGAAAGAAAGUCUCAUAUUCUCACAGGAACACAAACAGCCGCUUGAGAAGAGUCGGUGACUGGACCAAUCUCAGUCUUCCUUUGCUCCUCCGAGUUUCUGCAAAUGGAUUUCCUCUUGCCACUAAAGAUGGCUUUCUUUCUUUGCUUUCUCUUCUUUAUUUUGCCUUCUGCAACAGCUUGUGAUCGCUGUGUUCACCAAUCUAAGGUUGCUUAUUUUUCCGACGCCUCUGCACUUUCAUCGGGAGCUUGUGGGUAUGGUUCCAUGGCAGUAGAAAUGAGUAAUGGACACCUUGCAGCUGGUGUUUCUUCUCUUUACAAAGAUGGAGCUGGUUGUGGUGCUUGUUUUCAGGUGAGAUGCAAGGACAAAGAUCUAUGUAGCACCAAAGGAACCAAAUUUAUUUUGACUGAUCUUAACAAAGAUAACAAAACAGACUUUGUUCUAAGCAGUAGAGCUUUCAUGGCCAUGGCUAACCAGGGAAAGGGCAAAGACAUUUUGAAACUUGGACUUGUUGAUGUGGAAUACAAAAGGGUUCCAUGUGAAUACAAAAACAAGAAUUUGGCAGUUCGGGUGGAAGAAUCAAGCAGGAAACCAUAUUACUUGGCGAUUAAAGUGCUGUAUCAGGGUGGUCAGACAGAGAUAGUUUCAAUGGAUGUGGCUCAGGUGGCUUCUUCCAACUGGGGAUUCAUGAGUAGAAAUUAUGGGGCGAUUUGGGAUACAAGUAGAGUGCCAAAUGGGGCAUUGCAGUUGAGGUUUGUGGUCACAGCUGGGUAUGAUGGGAAGUAUAUUUGGGCAAAAAAUGUUCUUCCUGCUGAUUGGAAACCUGGAGUUGUUUAUGACUCAGGAAUUCAGAUUACUGAUAUUGCACAAGAGGGUUGCUCUCAGUGUGAUGAUGGAACUUGGUAAUGAGAGGACUUUGAUUCCUUGGACAUUACACAUAAAUCAAAUAAUUAAGAGGAAUAGAAAAUGAGAGCACAUGGAAAAGUCUAUGAAUUUUUUUUUUUAAACUUUGUUACAUUACAUGUAUUUAUGGAUGUAAUAAAACUAUAUCUACACACUUUUGAUUCAUAAUUUGGAUGCACGGAUAAUGUGUUAUCAUA